Molecule: messenger RNA, 1302 nt
Organism: Penicillium salamii
Lineage: Eukaryota; Fungi; Ascomycota; Eurotiomycetes; Eurotiales; Aspergillaceae
Source: the annotation of a GenBank genome assembly
AUGAGUAAUACGGACUUCCUAGGUCGUGCGAUCGACACGGUCAAGAAGGCUAUUGAGGAUGACAACAACGGCGAGUACGAAAAGGCUUAUCAGACAUACUACUCCGCACUGGAGUUGUUCAUGUUGGCCUUGAAAUGGGAAAAGAACCCCAAGUCGAAGGAAAUGAUCCGUUCCAAGGCUGGCGAGUAUAUGGAUCGCGCAGAGAAGCUCAAGAACCACUUGGCCGAGGAUCGCAAAAAGCCCAGUGCAGUCGGCGCAAAUGGCAAGGUGGCGCAGGGUAACGGGAAGGGAGGGAAGGAAGAUGACGACAACGGCGAGGAUGCGGAUGCCAAAAAGCUUCGGAACGCGCUUCAGGGAGCUAUCUUGUCGGAUAAACCGAAUGUGAAAUGGGAAGACGUUGCCGGAUUGGAAAACGCAAAGGAAGCCCUGAAGGAGGCUGUCAUUCUUCCUAUCAAGUUCCCGCACUUGUUUACUGGCAAGCGCCAACCAUGGAAGGGUAUUCUGCUUUAUGGCCCUCCGGGUACAGGAAAGUCCUACCUUGCCAAAGCCGUUGCAACGGAGGCAAACAGCACUUUCUUCAGUGUCAGCAGUAGUGACCUGGUCUCGAAGUGGAUGGGCGAGAGUGAAAGACUUGUCAAGCAACUGUUUACUAUGGCCCGUGAGAACAAGCCGGCAAUUAUCUUUAUUGACGAAGUUGAUGCCCUGUGCGGUCCCCGUGGCGAAGGAGAGUCCGAGGCUUCACGGCGUAUCAAGACCGAAUUGCUUGUACAAAUGGAUGGUGUCGGCAAUGACUCCAGGGGCGUUCUCAUCCUAGGCGCUACCAACAUCCCCUGGCAGCUCGAUGCUGCCAUUCGUCGACGAUUCCAGCGAAGAGUACACAUCAGUUUGCCCGAUGUCAACGCCCGCGCAAAGAUGUUCAUGCUCGCCGUUGGCUCGACACCUUGCCAAAUGACCCAGUCCGACUAUCGUCAAUUGGCGGAUCUGAGCGAGGGCUACUCCGGUAGUGACAUUAGUAUUGCCGUGCAGGAUGCCUUGAUGCAGCCAAUUCGCAAGAUCCAAGGAGCAACACAUUAUAAGAAGGUCCUCGUCGAAGGCGCAGAGAAGCUCACCCCCUGCUCACCAGGAGAUGCGGGGGCAUUUGAGAUGAGCUGGCUCAACAUAGAAGGAGAGCAACUUCUGGAACCACCUCUGGUUCUUAAAGAUUUCAUCAAAGCGGUUAAGAACUCUCGCCCAACUGUCAGCGGCGAAGAUCUUACAAGAAACUCAGAAUGGACUCAAGAAUUCGGCAGUGAGGGAGCCUGA